GAGUGGAACAUGGGUAGUCUCAGGGUAGCAUGGGAACAGCUCUGCUCAGCCUGGGAAAGGAAGCAGGCUGUCCAUUUUUUGUUGCACAAUCCAAUUAGCUCUCAGUUGCUCUGAUAAGAAACCACAGCAGAUCACACAGAGCCUUUUUGUGACCAGUUGUGCAUCUGUUAGUUGGCCGGUUUUUGGAUUUGAAGCAUCUUCAACAGGCGCUCUAAACAAAGGCAUCCACCAGGGAUCCACCAGGAAAUAAUAAUUCUUCAAACAGCAGCGCAAAAGCUGGGGUAUGUGCAAGAGUUUUCCCUUUGCGUAUAAAUGUUAAAACUAGCUGAAAUAUACGAAUAUUUUCAAUGCAAUCUGUGCAGAUUUGGUUUUAUUGAGCUAAGAAUGAAAGACACAAUCAAUCAAUCUGUUUAAUGUGAUUAUAUUCAUUCCUUUUUGCCAUAUGGGUCCAUGACUGAACGUCCAGUCUUCGAACUAACUGAAUUUACAGUAUACAGUAGAGCGUUUCUCUCUAGAAGAACAGACAUAACAUUUGUGCAUAUUUCCAAAAAGAAUCCUCUGGCUGCUCUCCCCGGUAACAUCUGUUUCCAGACUCUCCCACGAGAUAAAUCCAUUAAUUUGAGGGAAUGUCCAGGACACAGAUGGCCAUCACUUCUGUUUUGCACAGAGCUUUAUAUCUCUUUUCAAAUAAGGAGCAGGAUUCUACUUCAAUAUGUUCACAUCCUGCUUAAGAAGCAGAGUUUCAUAAAUGUUUGUGAGUGAACACUUAAUCCAGUUUGAGUGGCCUAAAUGAUCUUUGACAAAUUGGUUAGUAUGUUGUCAUGUAAUGCUUCUGUGAUACAAAUACAAGUAGAUUUUUUUAAAAGGCUUAAGUGUGCCUGCAUGAUAGAAAACAGAGAGAGAGAGAGAGAUUGAGAGACGGCAAACACUUCAACAAAAAUGGUUUUGUUGACUCGACACUGACUUCAGGGUAUCCAGCUAAUCCAUUCAUCGUAUAAUCUUCAUGUUUACAUGUAAACCAUCUGAUUUGCAACCUUUUCUUAGAACUGUUUCUACACAUUGCACUGAGUUAAAAGACUCGAACUUGUGACAAAUCCAUCAUUAUUUAAACAGUGAGUCUCUUUUAUAUGUUUAUUUUUUUUAAAUAGAUGGUGCUGGGUGCGUACCUUCUGGUGCUUCCCUUCAUUUGGACAGGUAAGACUUAGAAUCAGAACUAACAGAGGAUCAAAACUUCUGGACUAAAAGCUGCUCCUGUUUUAGCAUGUAUGUAAAUAAACAUAGUCUGUGGACCUCUGGGCAGAUAAGGUGAAAAAUAUAAAAAUGAAACAGAAGUGGUCUGAGGAUUGAGCCCUGUGGAACUCCCCCUCUGGUGGGACUGGAGCUUGGGCAGCCCACUUGGAAGAUUGGGGUUUAGGGUAAGGACUUUAACCUCGGUACAUGCAAGCUAUUUGGCAGGGCCUGGAAAAAAAGUGUAAAAAUAACCUCAAAAAGCUCAUUUGGAACAUGAAAAAGACAAUCUCCAAGUGCGUUUCCAAAAUAAGGGUGAAGGAAUUAAGAUAAAAUAUGACUUAAAAUUUAAAUCAGUAGAAAUCGUUGGAUCUCCAUGGGACGGUCAAAUUUUUCCAUAAAAGGCUCUAAAAUGUGGAACAGUGUGGCACAAGUUUACGAAAACCCUGUUACUGUCUCUUCUUUUUGCAGAAAUAGCUGCAAAAUCCCAAUACCCACCAUGUGACCUGCACAUGUUCGAGAGUAAUGUUGACAACUGCCUGUCAGACUUCAACAGGAGCAUGGAGACAGAGGGCUACCAGGCUGGAUGUCCAUGGCCUGGUGUGAAAGGGUAACUUUUUUGUUGUGUAACUCUUGUUUAAAACACAGUUUUAUGUUACAAGCUAAGCAAGGGCGUUUUUAUUUUGAUUUUUCAUUCGUUUGAAUAGAUCAACUCUGUCUGCAGAAGUCAGCGCUCUUCACUGGCCGCUUUGUAAUAUUUCUAGUCUAACGCUCUUGAUCAAAUUACAUCCAUUUAAAAAGCCUGUUUUUCCCUCUGAAAGGCCUUAAUUGAUUUCAGAGUGGCUUAUUCUCACAGGGACGGGCCUCAGAGUAGAUUUUAACCAGACACAGCUUUGACCUCACCCUCUACCCCACCCAAUGCAGUUUUAUCAACAAAAGACAUGAGCAUAAACCGGUCAAUACAGCAAAUCACUGCUAAAUUACUGUUUUUUUCUCAAUGGAUUCUGGUGGCUUUAAGGAAAUCUGUGAAACUAAAAUCUGGUUCUGGUUUAAAGAGGCUCUUAACAGUUUAUUUGGCACAAAUCUCACUGCUGAGUCAGAGUUAGAGUCAGAGUUAGUCAGAGUUAGCGUCAAAGCUAAUUUGCAUCUGUAGUUCAUGAGCAAGGAGGCCAAAAAAAUGUGCAGGACAAGUAGGUACCACCUUCAAUUUCGCUCAUGUUAAGAGCAAAACAACUCUGAGUUAUUUUAUCAGAUACUUUAAUUCUACAGAGAAGCUGAUGUUUUAGCAUGAACGUAAACAACUGUGUCAUCUGCAUAAAGAUGAAUGUGGACCACUAAGGGGCAGGAGAUUGAUAUAAAAACCAAACAAAACUGGUCCGAGGGUUGAGCCCUGUGGAACUCCAGUGUUAUGGUCAGCUAAAGAUGAGUGUAUGUAGUUGAACUCAAGUAUUAGACAAUUUGGAUAAAAGAAUAUCAUAACUGAAUCUUUCAUAGACCUUUUUGAAACCAUGAAUUAAUAUGGUGGUAUCAACUGUCAUCUGGAAAGGCCUUUUAAGAAGUUUCCAAAACUUUUUGUACAGGUUUCGACCUCAAUUUUAACAAACUGAGUCCAUUGGGGCAGUUGAGAAGAUCUCAGCUGAAAUAAGUCAUCUGAGAUAAUCUGACAAAUAUUUCCAGAGCUCAACAUAUCAAUGCCCAGUGACGUAAACGAGAAUAAGGUUGGAUAUAGCGUCACAUUAUGGACUUUCAUUGGGUUUUCAGUGAAGAUAUAUGAUCUAUCAUCACAGAAAACUCAGUUUCUUUCAUGUUUCCUGGCUACAUUUAGAGCUAAUUACUCAACUCGUGAUGUAAAUUGCUGCGCUGUUGCUUUUUGGCUUAAAUUUCCAGACGCUUGUCAUUCGUGGAGACUUUGCUCUCGCUGUUCUACCUACAGUAGAGUGAAGUUGUGACUAAUUACGGGUGUAAUAAUCCAUAUUUUACUGUUAAUAUGGUCUGGGGCUGAGCAACCUCACAGAUCGAGUGAUGUGUUAUGGUGGAGUGUCCAUCAUCACGUUUAGUCCAGCAUGUUGAUCGAGCUUCUGGCUGUCGGGCUCAACGGCUCUCAGUGGAUUUUUUCCACAUUUAAACCUUGUAGUGACAACCGCUCCUGUGAUUUAUGUUGCUUUAGCGCAGCUUUGGUUCUUCUCCACCCGGCGGACGUGACAUGUCAAAACUUCAGAGUGAAAUUCAAGCUUUCUCUAAAACAUCAGUGAGUGAUUUCUCCAUUAAUAAAAAAGCUCAGAGUCACCGAGGCUAGAUGUUUUUGGCUCAUUUUGUACGAUCUCCAAAUGGUCAUGCAUCAUUACAGAAAGGCGUACCUGUCAUGGAACACAUUAGUGCUUACACUUCAAAUCAUAUUUGUACAUUUAUGACCACUUUUUAAAACAGGCCUUAACAGCACAGACCAAAUGAAAGCAUGAAACCGAUUCGCCUCGAGUGGCGCCGCCAGAAUCUGCUGAACACUUGUCUACUAAAAUUCAGAAAUUUAGUCAAACAAAGAAGCAUUUCAUGAGAUUUAUUUAUCUUAAAAGAACUAUAUCAUUUCUUUGUGUGGAAGAUUUUGACAUAAUUGGGAAAAAUAUGUUAAAUGUGCCACUGGUACGAUGAACAGAGGCAAAUUUUCCACUGCCCCUGGGAAAGAAAGUUGGUAUACCACUAGAUUUCAUGACAUGCAUUCCACUGAAAGUAAUAUUUCAGGACCCGAACGCAUCACAUCGAUGGCAGCCCCAUUUUUAGGGACUCCUCCAUUUGCAUCCUACUUCUCUGGGCUUUGGAGGCUGCAUCAGGUGCAUCCUUUGUGGCCCCACUUACCCUGCGACUCCUAGCGGGCCGAGACAAUCAAGAUUGCUGACUCUUGGCCACAAUCCCUCAAAGGCUUUAGCUCCUAGAUUGAGACUCUGCUAAAGUGUGUCAUGGUUCAGUUAGGUGAUGUUAGCAAUCACCAAGAAAAACUGUAAUCCAGAAAAGACAGGGAGAUGUACUUGCAGCUGGUAAGAAAUAUUGAGCAUCCCCUAAAGAAUAACAUACAGGAAGGGCUGCACUGCAGAAGAGCUGUAGAUCUGAUUUGCUGUCAUUAUUUGUGAUGCCAAAUAUGUGAAAACGCUGUUAAUCUGACUCUAACCAUGCUGUUCUCAAAUGUGAGGUGAGAUCUUACUGAAAGGAGCAUUUUAUGUCACGUCAACAUCUUCUCCUUCUCUCUUGUGUCUUCCUCCGCAGCAUCUACAACAACCUGAAGAUCUGUGUGGACGACUGGGCCAAAGUAUCCUGGUGCCAGGGACAAGGAUCUUUAAUUGACAAGAUCUUCUUGAAAGUCCAUCAAAAGUACUUCAGACAAUGUGGACAGGUCCAAGACCCCCCACUCGUCACUGUUGUGAUGUUAAUCGCGCCUGUUGUCAUCGCCACACUCUUAAUGCCAGCUCUGUGUGUCAAACUCGCCCCCUCAGACACAUCCCUGUAGACAACCCGACUUUGAAAUUUAUCUGCAAAGUUAUCACGACUAUUGCAAGGUUGUCUCCAGGCCACUGUGGACAAAAAGGAUAAAUCCAAGAGUGCUUUCAGUGAUUUUUAAGUUGCAUAAUAUUAAACUACAAACCAUUAAUUUAUGUGCAUUUUUAUUUUAGUUCAUUUCCAUGCGAAGAAUCGUAUGAUUAGCGAGUACAGAGGUUCCGUAAAUCAGCCUGCAUUUACCAUAUGAUACAUUCAGUCCACAUAAAUCCAUACUUGACUGUGUAAAUAUGUGUCCAUGAAUUUCUGCGCUCUCUGGAAGUCAUUAUUUUGUCAUAUAUGCUGAAGCCCACCCAACUCGCACCUAUAGAGAGUGAAGGAAAACAAAACCCUGUUAAUGAUUUACUGCACAAGCUCACUGCACAAGUUCAUGUGAUACUUCAAACUUUUUUUUUGUACUGACAACAGAAAAGAAAGAUUCUGUUUGUAUUUGAAACACUCAAUAAAUAUUUAUUACAGACAAAAA
Xyrichtys novacula (pearly razorfish) is the source of this 5236-nucleotide messenger RNA. Lineage: Eukaryota; Metazoa; Chordata; Actinopteri; Labriformes; Labridae. The record is from the annotation of a GenBank genome assembly.